AGCAUCUAUAUGCACGUGCUCAUCUUACAUCUUAAUUGGAUACAAAGCCCUUGAAACCCAUUACGCCCAAGGUCUUGAUGAUGUUAUCUAGAGCUUGAUAAUGUGAUGCUCACUAAUACCUCCUACCGCGUACGCCUGGCACGAUGGAAGAAGCAAUCCGCUGGUCACCACAUUCUACGGCGUCGGAUCCACGCUUCGUUAUAAUCAGCGUCUCAAACAAUCGCCUCCAAUACUGCAAGCUCGACAAUAUCAGCCAUGAUAAGAAGAUCUUGUACUCCGAAAUCAACACGCGUCGCAAACUCCCAAAUUUCACCGCCUUCGACUGGUCAAAAACACAGGAGCACUUUGUUGGCAUCGGGGCUGCGACUGGCGAAGCCGUACUUCUGGAUCUACAAAAAGGUGAUAAUGCAUUCAUGCAAUCAUUCCCCAUCAAGCGGCAGCGCAAAUGUAACUCGAUCGCCUUUAGCGCCAAGAACUUCCUGGCAACCGGACUGGAUAACGUAAGGAAUGAUGUGUGCAUGAACAUUUAUGACCUCAACGCAAGUAUGCCGGUAAACACAGAACCGUACCGAAAGUUAGGGACGAGCGAGGCGAUCUCAAGUAUCAAGUUCUUCCCUGGACAGCCGGAUACGCUGUUAGCAGGAGUUAGGGGCCAGUGUAUACGACUAUAUGAUCUGCGAGACUCACCAGGCAGUAGUACUGCCCAGUUUCCUACUCGUCAAGUCAAUAACAUAUCUAUUGACCCCCUGGACGAGAAUUUCUUCAUCUCCGCUGGUCCAGCCGGAGACGCGACGGUGAGUAUAUGGGACCGCCGUUACGUAUCGCGCUCUACUUCCGGCACGCCCUCAUCCGAAGUCCCCGCCGGAUCUCUUCUCGAAUUGAGACCGGCAAUUGACACGUCGACUCCGGGUCAAUCGACUUCAAUCUGGUCACUUCGGCAUUCUGGAACGAAGCGUGGCUGUUUUGGCAUCCUUGCAAACACAGGCGAGAUCAAGAUCGUGGAAACUGCGCAGCAUGGUAUAAAGUCCAGCAAUAUUCUGCAUUCCGGACCUUCCAAUGACUAUGGAGGUACGCCUUGGGCCGCGAACCAGUACGUCAGACGGAGCCACGUUCUACAGUACUCGAGAUCGGAUGUGUCUUGGGCUAGACAAUACGAGCGACCAGCCGAAAACGAGAGAGUAUACGCAUAUGACUUCAUGAACCCGGGGUGUCCAGCGGAAGGUAGUUGUCUAAUUGCGAUGACGCGGCCCCAAGGGCAGCAGCAGCGUGAGGUCACCAUGCUUAGGAUUCCAGAUGCACCACCGCAUAUCAAUUUUACAGCUACGAACGAGCUAUAUCGGGAUCAAACGCUUCUGUAUCAUCCUAGAGCACACAGGAGAAAGAUUGCCGACGACAUGGACGAGAUACGACGGAUUGCGCUGACUGGGAAAGAGGCAAUGACGGACUCUAUGGUGCUGACCGGUAGCUUGGUAUCGACAGAGACGCUGAAUCCCGCGAUAGAGAUGAUGAAAUUAGACGCAGGGACGUCGAGCUCAAGCCAGUCAUUGCACGAAGACUUACUCACUAUUGCGAACAGCGCGUUAGAACCAGAAGAUUUGUUCACUACGCUUGACGUGCAAAGAAGACGUUGUAUGGAGGGUUAUCUGUUCGACUGCAAGAAGAACAAGCUCAUUGUUAAGGAUGACCCGUGGCUUGGGGACAUGUGGGAUCUAAUAGCACGCCUCGACGAUCUCAAAGCCGACGACGGCAUGGUCGCGCACGACCUAGACAUGAGCUAUGCUGGUGUGCACACGGUCUGGCGAAACACUCUCAAAAUGCGCCGCGUCGAUAAUCGCCUGAUAAGUGGUGAUGCAGCUACCGACGCAGCCGUAAGCAGGACCGUGAGUCGCAUAGUCAAAAACAAAGAGCUUCCUCCCCUCCUGAACGCCGUGCCGACCAAAUUCACCGAGCAGCGCCAGCUUUGCUUAGCAAUCUGCGGAUGGGCCCUUCCUAGAUCUACUCUACACACGCAUUCUCUUGCUCUCAUAGAACAUGGUUAUGCCUACAAAGCCAUUGUUCUCGCCUAUUUCAAAGGCCAUACCGACCUUGCAAUUGACCUUCUACGUACCGCCACCCGUGCCGGCCACAUCCAGAACAUCGGUUUGGCAGCCAUCAUCGCUGGUGCUGUGAUUUCUGAUGACCGCGAGUCAACCUUCAGCUGGAUGCUCGAAGAAUCGUCUGACCCUUACCUGACCGCCCUACUAACAUACUUCAUCAAUCACUCUUGGGCCCGUGUCGUCGAAAUGCCGCAGCUUGCCCUUGCAGAUCGCGUCGGCAUUGCUCUCACUUAUCUCGAUGACUAUGCCGUGGGCACCUUUAUUGAGCGCCACACCUUCUCUGUCAUAUCUGCAGGAUCUAUCGAAGGCCUCGUGCUCACAGGCCUUGACUAUCCUGCCAUUGAUCUUUUUGAGAAAUACAUCGCACGCUUCGGCGACCUUCAGACCGCCGUUCUGGCCCUUGGUCGCAGUCAACCGUUGUAUAGCGUUCCCAACGAUGUACGAUGGCAGGCCUGGUACGAUGCAUACUUGGCACAGAUGCAUGUCUGGCACGCCUUCGUACAACGCGCGAAGUUUGUUGCACAGCAUAGUGUUCGCGCCGUCAGUAGGCGCGGAAAAAGUGAAGUCAAGAUACCCGGGCCACAAGUUACGAUUCGGUGCAACAACUGCCAACUAAACCUGGCAAGGCAUGUGGCAAAGCCACUAGCCAUGUCCAAAAUUGGUCCACCUGCAGCACCAGGAUCUAAAUCUGCAGUGGAGCAGAAAGCACCGCCCAAAACUCCAGCGUCUGCUGCUGGAACAGUGUGUCCUCGAUGUGGAGCCCCGAUGCCGAGAUGUGGGAUUUGUAUGAUGUGGCUGGGUAGCCCGGAUCCGGCGAAGUUGGGGGGUGCGGCAGCUCUGAGUGAGGAAGAUAUGCUUGCGAGACAGAUGACGCUCUGUCUAGGGUGUGGGCAUGGAUUUCAUGGGAAUCAUGCACAGGAAUGGUUCCGGAGGCAUCAGAUGUGUCCAGUACCGGAUUGUCAGUGUAUGUGUGGGAUUGGAGUAAGUGCCAGGUAAUUAGGGGAAGACAGCGGAUGUACAGCAUGAGUUAUGAACAUAGGAGGAGAUCUUUGUGUGCAUUAGGAGGGUUUAAUGAUACCAUAUACGACCUUGGAACACGGUACUCGAGUAGACAGAAGAACUUUACCCGAGAUUAGGGGAUUAGGGCCUGCAGGGCUGAUUCCCGCCAGGUAUCCUAAGCCGGGAAUUACAAUUUCGAGUGCACUGUUCACGACGCAGAAACUUGUUUCUUUGGCCUGUUCGAUCUCUGCCUACAUACACUUUGCCACUUUACAUUGUGUGUACCCCUGCAACGCGGCAUAUAAGAACAAAGUCUAGUGGCGUGCAUCAGCACACAUAUUCUCAUUUUCCAAGACGCUCUCUGAC
Molecule: messenger RNA, 3461 nt
Organism: Pseudovirgaria hyperparasitica
Lineage: Eukaryota; Fungi; Ascomycota; Dothideomycetes; Acrospermales; Acrospermaceae
Exons: 2
Coding region: 144-3092 (982 amino acids)
Biological process (GO): positive regulation of TORC1 signaling
Cellular component (GO): cytoplasm
Molecular function (GO): protein binding
Source: RefSeq, a predicted model, not a curated record